This is a messenger RNA of Symbiodinium sp. CCMP2456, 1599 nucleotides long. NCBI's taxonomy places the organism in Eukaryota, Dinophyceae, Suessiales, Symbiodiniaceae. The record is from the annotation of a GenBank genome assembly.
UCGAGCAACGAGUCGUCCGCCGCCAUCGACGCCGCGGGCCUCGUCACCUCCGACCGCCGCGGCGAAACGUUCGUCACCGCCCGCUUCGACACGCACACCGUGGGCAGCCAGGUGCUCGUGCUGCCGACCGACGAGCCGUUCGAGCCCAGGCCGGAGACGCCCGCCAAUUACGUCGACGAGCUGGUCAGCGCGAAGCUCCGCACGCUCCGCGUCCACCCCAGCGACCUCGCUAGCGACAACGAGUUUCUCCGCCGCGUCACGAUCGACAUCGUCGGGCGCCUGCCGACCGUCGCCGAGGUCGAGGCGUUCACCGCUAAUGAGGACCCGGCCAAGCGCACUGCGAAAAUCGACGAGUUGCUCAAGGACCCGGGCUUCGCCCAGGUGUGGGGCCUCAAGUGGGCCGAGCUGCUGCUCGUGAGGACGCUCCCCAACCGCGUCGAGUACAAACCGAUGUUCUUGUACUCACAGUGGCUCACCGAGCAGAUCGACACGGGCCGGCCGCUCGACGACAUGUUCGGCGACCUGCUAGCGGCGAGCGGCAGUUCGUUCACGACGCCGCAGGUCAACUUCUAUCAGAUCGAGCCCGACCCUAAGAAGAUCGCCGAAAACGUCGCCCAGACCUUCCUCGGCACCCGGCUCCAGUGUGCCCAGUGCCACAACCAUCCGUUCGACCGCUGGACGAUGGACGACUACUACGCGUUCACCGCGUUCUUCACGCAGAUCGGCCGCAAGACGGGGGAGGACUACCGCGAGGUGUUCGUCUUCAAUUCGGGUGGCGGCGAGUCGAAGCACCCGGUUGAUGGCCGGGUGAUGAAGCCGAAGUUCCUCGGCGGCGCCGAGGCCGACGUGAAGGGCCGCGACCGCCGCGAGGCGCUCGCGGAGUGGGUUACCGUCGCCAACCGCGUCUGGGCGCACUUCUUCGGCGUCGGAAUCGUCGAGCCGCUCGACGAUAUCCGCGUCAGCAACCCGCCGAGCAACCCCGAGUUGUUCGACGAACUGGGCGAGAAACUGAUCGAGUACGACUAUGACCUACGGCGUCUGGUGCGUGACAUAACCACCUCGAGGGCUUACCAGCGUUCGUGCGAGCCAAACGAGUCGAACGCCGGCGACACGCGCAACUUCGCCCGCUCGCACGCCCGCCGAAUGCCGGCCGAGACGAUGCUCGACUGCCUCAGCCAGGCGACCGGCGCGCCGGAGAAACUGCCGGGUCUUCCGCUCGGGUCUCGCGCGACACAGAUCGCCGACGGCAACAGUGGCAACUACUUCCUGACGACCUUCGGGCGCUCACGCCGGGAGUCGGUCUGCGCCUGCGAGGCCAAGACCGACCCGACGCUGUCGCAAGCCCUGCACCUGCUGAACGGCGCGACGGUCGCCGGCAAGAUCGACAGCGGCAAGCUUAUCGAGGGAUGGCUCGAGGCCGGCAAGACGCCCGUCGAAGUCAUCGACGCCAUUUAUCGCAGCGCUUUAGGCCGCCCCGCGACCGAAGAAGAGCGCGCCGAGCUAACGCCGCUCCUCGGCGAUGACCCCAAACCGAUCGAACCCUUGCGCGACAUCUUCUGGGCGGUGCUCAACUCCCGCGAAUUCGCUUUCAACCACUAA